AUGACGGAUCCCUUCUGUAUGGGUGGAGGCCGCCGACUCACGGGGUCCAGCAAGAGUGGACCUGGGAAGGAAGCAGGCCGGAACGAAGUCCGCCUUCCGGUGCUUCACGACCCACCCAAGCUUGGAAUGCCGAUGGUCCGAGGUGGGCAGACCAUACCCAGUCAGGCCCCGCUCUGCUUUGACCCAGGAAGUCCAGCCAGCGACAGAAUGGAAGGGAAGAAGAAAGGGCGGCCGAAAGCUGAGAACCAGGCACUCCGAGACAUUCCCCUCUCCUUGAUGAACCAGUGGAAGGACGAAUUCAAGGCCCACUCAAGGGUGAAAUGUCCAAACUCGGGGUGCUGGCUGGAGUUCCCCAGCAUCUACGGCCUCAAGUACCAUUACCAGCGGUGCCAAGGGGGCGCCAUCUCAGAAAGGCUGACUUUCCCCUGCCCCUUCUGCGAGGCCGCGUUCACCUCCAAGACCCAGCUGGAGAAGCAUCGGAUUUGGAACCACAUGGACCGACACCUGCCAGCCCCCAAGUCCAGUCCGGUCAGCCGACCAGUUACCAUCAGUCGGCCCAUAGGGGUCAGCAAGCCCAUAGGUGUGAGCAAGCCUGUCACCAUGGGCCGGCCUGUGGGGGUCAGCAAGCCCAUCGGCAUCAGCAAGCCAGUGCCGGUCAGCAUGCCAGUUACCAAGCCUGUCUCAGUCAACAGAUCUGUGCCGGUCACUAAGUCCAUACCCGUCACCAAGACCACACCAAUCACCAAGCCUGUCAUGCCCGUCACCAAGCCUAUAACCAUCACCAAGUCCAUACCGGUCACCAAACCCAUGCCAGUCAACAAGCCAGUGUCAGUGACCAAAUCGGUGCCGAUCACAAAGCUUGUGACAGUUACGAAGCCCAUGUCAGUCAGCAGGCCUGUGGCCAUCAGCAGACCCACAGCACCUUGCAAAAUGGUGCUGCUGACCAGGUCAGAGAACAAAAGUCCUCGUGCUGUGGGGAGGAACAGCGGUAAGAAAAGGGCUGCAGACAACCUAGACACCUGUCCCGUGCCACCCAAGCAAAUGAGGCCAGAGAAUGGGGAGUGCGGCCCGUCCACCGCUGGCCAGAGUUCCGGAUUCCAGCUGGCUGCAGACUCCCCUAACAGCCCCGUCUUGCCAGGCAGCAGGGCUUCAGGGGGCAAGGAGACGCCUCGGGUGGCAGGUCCGGCAUCCGCUCUGGAGGAGGACCCAGAGCGGACCAAGCACAGAAGGAAACAGAAAACUCCCAAGAAGUUUACGGGGGAGCAACCUUCCAUCUCGGGGACCUUUGGACUCAAAGGCCUGGCCAAAGCAGAGGACAAAGCUCGCAUCCACCGGGCCAAGAAACCGGAGGUGAUAGGGCCUGAGGACGUGCGGAAGAAAGUGCCAGCUGCUGCCAGCAAGGAGGGGCCAGCCCCUGUGACCCACCCAGCCUCAGGUGGUCCCGAGGAACAGUGGCAGCGGGCCAUCCACGAGCGGGGCGAGGCUGUCUGUCCCAACUGCAGUGUGGUCACCCGCAAGACCUUGGUGGGGCUCAAGAAGCAUAUGGAGGUGUGCCAGAAGCUGCAGGAUGCACUCAAGUGCCAACACUGCCGGAAGCAGUUCAAGUCUAAGGCAGGCCUCAACUACCACACCAUGGCCGAACACAGUACCCAGCCCUCUGAUGCUGAGGCCUCGGAGUGGGGUGAGCAGGAGGAACGGGAACGGCUUCGAAAGGUGCUGAAGCAGAUGGGGAAGCUGCGCUGCCCUCAGGGGGGCUGUGGAGCCGCCUUCUCUAGCCUCAUGGGAUAUCAGUACCACCACCGACGCUGUGGGAAGCCUCUUUGUGAGUUGGACAGUCCCUCCUUCCCCUGUGCCCACUGUGGCAAAACCUACCGUUCCAAGGCUGGUCACGAUUACCACAUGCGCUCGGAGCACGCGGCUCCGCCCCCCGAAGAGCCUGCAGACAAGUCCCCUGAGGCUGAGGGUCUUCUGGGCGUGGAGCGGACCCCAAGUGGUCGCAUUCGCCGGACAUCGGCCCAGGUUGCCGUGUUCCACCUGCAGGAGAUCGCAGAGGACGAGCUGGCCCGAGACUGGACCAAGCGGCGCAUGAAGGAUGACCUUGUGCCUGAGACUGCAAGGCUCAACUACACACGGCCAGGUCUCCCCACACUCGACCCCCAGCUGCUCGAGGCAUGGAAGAAUGAAGUCAAGGAGAAAGGACACAUCAAUUGUCCCAAUAAGCGCUGUGAAGCCAUCUACUCCAGUGUGUCCGGCCUCAAGGCCCACCUCGCCAGUUGCAGCAAGGGGGACCACAUGGUAGGCAAGUACCACUGCCUGCUGUGUCCGAAGGAGUUCAGCUCUGAGAGUGGCGUCAAGUACCACAUCCUCAAGACCCACGCCGAGAACUGGUUUCGUACCUCCGUGGAACCUCCGUCCAAACACAGGAGCCAGGACUCCCUGGCACCCCAGCGGGAGAAGAAGAAAAGCACAGGGGGCGGCAAGAAGCGGGGUCGCAAGCCCAGGGAGCGGCCGUCUACAGAGCCUGUGCCCAAGUUGCAGCCAAAUGACGACUGGCCCUCGGGGGGCAGAGACAAGGGGGGUCGGGGCUCUGUGGUCCGGAAGGUCGGGGCUGGGAAGGUGCCCGAGAAAUGA
This is a messenger RNA of Chrysochloris asiatica (Cape golden mole), 2631 nucleotides long. RefSeq names its product zinc finger protein 512B (gene ZNF512B). Gene Ontology annotation, molecular function: zinc ion binding. Bases 1 to 2631 code for a protein of 876 amino acids. The transcript is spliced from 16 exons. NCBI's taxonomy places the organism in Eukaryota, Metazoa, Chordata, Mammalia, Afrosoricida, Chrysochloridae. The record is from RefSeq and is a predicted model, not a curated record.